GUCAGAGUGAUCGAGAAGGACCGUCCACUCGUUUCUGACCACAGAGAGAGAGAGAGAGAGAGAGAGAGAGGGAGAAAGAGAGAGAGAGAGAGAGAAAGAGAGAGAGAGAGACAGAGAGAGAGAAAGAGACAGAGAGAGAGCGACAGAGAGAGAGAGACCACUGCAAGGAGAGAGGGUGGAAAGACCUCAGAUCGACUGAAUAGAGUGACGUGGACUCCAGAGCCAGGCACGCAAGUGCUGUACUCUCAUUCAGCUCAGCAUCAUCUUCCUCACGAACAUGACAGCCUGCAUCUUCAUUCGGGGCGGGAAGAUCGACAGACAGCUGGCAGAGGAUGAGAUUGAAGAGCUGCGUGAGGCCUUUGAUGAGUUUGAUAAGGAUAAAGAUGGACUGAUCAGCUGUAAGGACCUCGGGAACCUGAUGAGGACGAUGGGCUACAUGCCUACUGAGAUGGAACUGAUCGAACUGGGCCAGAACAUCAACAUGAACCUGGGAGGCCGAGUGGACUUUGAGGACUUUGUGGAGCUGAUGGCACCAAAGCUCCUGGCUGAAACGGCCGGCAUGAUUGGCAUGAAGGAGCUGAGAGAUGCUUUCAAAGAGUUUGACAUGGAUGGAGACGGAGAGAUCACAACAGAAGAGCUGAGGCUGGCAAUGACUAAGCUAAUGGGGGAAAACAUGAACCGCCGAGAGAUCGACGCAGUGGUUAAAGAGGCGGAUAACAACGGCGACGGAACAGUAGACUUUGAAGAGUUUGUGAAAAUGAUGUCGAACUGCUGAGAGAGGAGCGUGGACACACACAAUCACACACACACACACACACACACACACACACACACACACACACACACACACACACACACACACACACACACACACACACACAACGAGAUAAAAAUAAAUAAAUAAGUUGUAUACAGAGACACUUUACCAAACUAAACGUCAGCUUCAAAUAUGACUUUCCACUGAAUAUUAAACAACAUCAAAAUGUGUAUAUAUGAGGUCAAAAUGUAAUAUGUUAUAUAUUAUAUGAAACU
Messenger RNA from Pygocentrus nattereri (red-bellied piranha), 1032 nucleotides. It is a transcript of the gene cabp5a, whose product is annotated as calcium binding protein 5a. Gene Ontology annotation, molecular function: calcium ion binding. The transcript is spliced from 7 exons. The record is from RefSeq and is a predicted model, not a curated record. NCBI's taxonomy places the organism in Eukaryota, Metazoa, Chordata, Actinopteri, Characiformes, Serrasalmidae. Bases 278 to 775 code for a protein of 165 amino acids.